CCGUGCUGCCCCCUCACGGGGCGGGGUCACUCUUGUCCGGGUGCGGUACGUUCUUUAGUGCUGGAGGUCCUCAGGCUGGCAGUUAGUUGCUCUCCUUGGUGUUCUCAAAAAUUCCUGUGAACAUAGAAAGAGUUAGAUAUGCCUCACUUUGUACAAAAUCUUCGCAAUUUACUCAGUAACCAGCCGGAAGAGUUUGAACAAGUUGAGGAGGAGGAUGUUAGGAGUUGGGGGUUGACAGGUAUAAGUCUUCGUCCAUACCAACUUAUUGGUUUAAAUUGGCUGGUUCAGCGCUACAGUAUUCAACAUGGCAGCAUCCUCGCAGAUGAAAUGGGUCUGGGUAAAACAUGUCAGUCAAUAUGUUUUCUUCUCUGCCUAACUGGAAGACAAAAGGAGAAAGGUCCUUUUUUGAUCCUGUGUCCACUGUCAGUACUGAAGAACUGGACAGAAGAACUGGCAGGGUUCGCUCCACGACUUUCAGUGGUUGUGUACACAGGAGAUAAGGAUACAAGACAAGCUUUGCAACAAGACUUGAAAAAUUGCAAUUUCCAUGUACUUCUCACCACUUAUGAGAUUUGCUUGAAAGAUGCUUCUUUCCUGAGUAGACUGAAUUGGAGUGUGCUGAUUGUGGAUGAGGCCCACAGGUUGAAGAACCAGAACUCUUUACUACAUAAGACUCUGAAAUCGUUUUCAGUACGAUUCACACUGCUGCUAACUGGAACACCAGCGCAGAACAAUCUUUAUGAGCUCUAUUCGCUGCUAAGCUUUGUGGAACCAAAGGUGUUCUCGGGGGACGAGGUCGAUGAAUUUACUAAAUAUUACAGCAAUGUAGAAGAGGAUGCAGAAAAAGCUAAAGAGUUGCACAGACUUAUGCAUCCAUUCCUCCUGAGAAGAAUUAAAGCUGAUGUUGCUGCUGAGUUACCUAAGAGGAUGGAUAUUGUUCUGUAUCAUGGAAUGUCUGUACUGCAGAAAAAAUACUAUAAAGCCAUUCUAAUGAAGGAUUUGGAUGCAUUUGAGAAUGAAAUGGGCAAGAAAACUCGAUUGAUGAAUAUCUUAAUCCAACUCAGAAAAUGUGUUGAUCACCCUUAUCUUUUUGAUGGUAUGGAACCAGAACCAUUCCAGAUCGGGGAUCAUCUUGUGGAAGCAAGUGGUAAACUUCACUUACUGGACAAAUUACUCGCAUUUCUGCAUCCCAGAGGUCAUCGAGUGUUGCUGUUUUCUCAGAUGGCAAGCAUGCUGGAUAUCUUGCAGGAUUACAUGGAAUAUAGAGGUUAUAGCUAUGAACGCUUGGAUGGAUCAGUACGAGGAGAGGAGCGAUACCUUGCUAUCAAAAACUUUAAUCAACAAGAUAUUUUUGUUUUUCUUUUAAGCACCCGGGCAGGUGGUGUUGGAAUGAAUCUUACUGCUGCUGACACUGUGAUAUUUGUGGACAGUGAUUUUAAUCCUCAAAAUGAUCUCCAGGCAGCAGCAAGGGCCCACAGGAUUGGCCAGAAAAAGCCAGUCAAAAUUAUUCGGCUGAUUGGAAGAGACACCAUUGAAGAAUUGAUUUACAGACGAGCUAUGUCGAAACUGAAAUUGACAAAUGCUUUGAUUGAAGGUGGUCAGUUCUCUAUGAAGGAGAGAGAAGAAUCAUUUGCACCUUUUGAUAUGCAGUUAAGUGACAUCCUGAAAUUUGGUCUGGAUAAAUUACUGUCUACUGAAGAGAGCACUAUCGAAGAUAUUGAUAUGGAAAAUAUUCUAGGGGAAACCAGGAAUGGAUCAUGGAUCACUAAGGAGCAGCCAAUGCAGACAGUUGAAGCAGAUGAAGAGCCAGUGGGAACAAGCCACAUGUAUCAGUAUGAGGGGAAAGAUUAUUCUAAAGAACCCAGUGCAGCAGAUCAGAAAACCUUUGAGCAACUUCUGGACCUUCACAAAAUAGUACUUGAAGAAGCCAGUAAAGGAGGAAGAUCACUCCGCACAAAGUCUAAGGUCCUUCUGGCUGCUCCACUGGAUCUGACCAUGAAAAAAAAACGAAUACUAUCACCUGAAGAACUUGAGCAACGGCGUCAGAAACGUCAAGAGGCAGCAGCUAAACGUGCAAAAUUACUAUCUGAUAAGAAACAGCAGCGAGAAGAGGAAGAACACAAAAAAAAGAUGGCUUGGUGGGAAUCUAAUGGCUACAGAUCUCCCUGUCUUCCAUCAUUGAGUAGUGAGAGUGAUGAUGAAUCCGAGGAGGAUGGAAAUGACCUUCCCGGUGAUCUGGAUUCUACAGAUACAGAACAGACAUCCAUUCACUAUAUUCUUGGGGAUGUCACUCACCCAGUGGCUGCUGACAAAGAGGAUGCGAUAAUAGUGCACUGUGUUGAUGACUCUGGAAGAUGGGGAAAAGGAGGUUUGUUUACAGCUUUGGAAGCUAGGUCCAAUGAACCAAGAAAACAGUAUGGGCGAGCAGGGAAGAUGAAAGAUCUUUCUCUGGGAAGUGUUCUUCUAUUUCCCAUUGAUGACAAGGAGUCAAGAAAUACAGGACAAGACCUGUUAGCAUUGAUAGUUGCACAGCAAAGAGAUCGUUCCAACAAUCUUUCUGGAAUCAAAUUGACAGCUUUAGAAGAAGGACUGCAAAAACUCUACAGAGCUGCUAAGAGAAGGAAUGCAAGUGUCCAUCUCCCACGAAUAGGGCACACAACCAAAGGAUUUAACUGGUAUGGCACUGAAAGACUUAUUCGGAAGUACCUUUCCUUGAAAGGCAUAUCAACCUACAUCUACUACUUCAAAAGAUAUAAUGCAUCUUCUUCUGAAUCCUCCAAUUCUGCUGUCAAAAUAUCAAUGAAGCAGGAUAAAGCAAAUAGAAGUAGGACUGAGGGAGGUGCUGCAGGACAAUCAACAGAAAGUUUAGCUAUUCUACCAGAUUUCAUGUCUGGAGUGAGCGUUUACUUCUUCAAUAUAUCAGAAAAGAAGAGGCUAAGCCGUUAUUUGAUUACUUACAAUGGUGAUGUGGAUGAGAAUUUCUGUGCUGAAACCACUCAUAUUGUGGCACAAGUGGAUGGUUCUAGCCAAAUGCAGGAGUUACAGAGCUACCUACAGGAGAAUCCCACAGCAGUUGUUGUCCAAGCUCGAUGGCUUGAAGUUUGUUUCUCAAAACAGCAGAAGGUUGACACAUUUUUGUAUGAAAUUAAACUAAAUAACUCUCAGUGAAGGUUGCAUUUGCAAAAUUCAUUCUGACAGCACACUGAAACUACCAUACAAACAUGGGCAAAUAAUAUAUGUGGGUUUAGGUUAAGUAUGAUAAAGUAUCUGUUAUACAAAUGUUUUUCAGUUUAAUUUUUUCAAUUUUUUUUUACAUUAUAAAUAUGGUUUUGACACUGAGUACUCAUAUUUGACUUAUUUCUCAAUUUUUCUAAUGGUUUACUGUUUUGGUAUUAAAUUAGUAUUGAGACAAAAAUAAACUCAACUAAUAUUUUGCAAAUACAGAUGUAGAAAUUGCUGGAAAACCUAAGCAGGUCUGGCAGCAUUUGUGGAGAGAAAACAGAGUUAACAUUUCGGGUCGAAUGACUCUGCCUUAGAAGGGUCUGAAGAAGUUCUGAGGGAGGGUCACUCGACCCGAAGCAUUAACUCUGAUUUCUGUUCACAGGUGCUGCCAGACCUGCUGAGCUUUUCCAGCAAUUUGUUUUUGUUACUGAUUUAUAGCAUCUGCAGUUUUUUUAAGUUUUUAUUUAACAAAUACCUCCCCAAGUGGAGGCAUGAUGGUUAUGUACCACAUCUACCUAACAACCAAGAGGCUAUGAAUUAAGAUGCUACUGCAGCAAGUUGUGAAAUUAAAUUCACAAAAAUCAGUUUGAGAGUUAGCUGCAGAAAAAUGACCGUGAAAAAUGCUGUAUUUAUGAAAACCCAUUUGGAUGAAUCCUAUUCUUUCGGAUGCAAGAUGUAGUGUUGAAAUUACUUAAUGGUGCAGUCAUGAUAAUUGGAAAAAAAGGAUAGCAUUCAAAACACAAAUCAAUCAUGAUGUUUUUACUAGAUUUAAACAGUGAAGACCUCUUUGACAGUAUCCUGUUACACUACAGUUGGUUACAGAUAUAUUACAAGAAAUAUAUGAUCACACUGUAACAGUCAAUGUCUCUGCCAAUCAUACUUCUAGUAAUUGAUCAGGCUGCUUGGCCAAACAUGGAAUUACCUUUUUGCAACAAUUUUUAUUCCCUUUUCAAUGUGGCUUGAAUAUGUCACUGUCAAGGUGGUAUUGUCCUAUCCAUGUCAGCCUUAAGCUACUGAGAUAACAAGGUGUACAGCUGGAUGAACACAGCAGGCCAAGCAGCAUCAGAGUAGCAGGAAGGCUGAUGUUUCAGGCCUAGACCCUUCCGUCAGCCUUCCUGCUCCUAUGAUGCUGCUUGGCUUGCUGUGUUCAUCCAGCUCUACACCUUGCUAUCUCAGAUUCUCCAGCAUCUGCAGUUCCUACUGUCUCUGAAGCCUUAAGCUACUAUUGUCUAAUAAGACAUUGGGGUCUUUGUUCAAGCAACAAAUUUGACAUUCCUCAACAAUAGAAACAAUGUCAAAACCACCUUCAGCAAUUUCCCAUUUCUCAUGAACAUUGCAAGUUUCAAGUCUUUUAAGUUCCUAAUUCCUUAAAAACAAUUGGAAAAUUGAAACAAGGUCCACCUGACAAAUCAGAUGAAGUAAAUAUGGCUGCUGAUUUCUGUGAAUAAUGGAUAUAAUAAUGUCAUUCACUUUCAGCAUGUGUUCUCUCUUGCAAUUUUCAAAUACACUUGCAAUAUGAUGUCUCUAGGCUUUCAUGACUGUAGAACUUCUACAAAUUUCAGAGCUGAUAGAAAAGGAAAGCAUUGAUUUUAAAUGUUUGCUUACGGGUUUCAACCAUUUUACGACUUCGUGAGCUGUCUGUGUUUCACCAGUAAUUCUAUUUAUCUACUGUAUUGUUUAAUUUAAAUUAUCACUGUUCCCUGCCCCCCAUCCCACCCAGUUUGAAUAGCUGUCUCAACCACAAAUUUCGAUUAAAGAUUUGAAUAACCCAAAAUCUUUGCAGUGUUUUACAGGAGAAACCAUUCACCUCCACCUGGUCUGGCUUACACUUAAUUCUAGUUCCUCUGUCUUAGGGAGAAAUAUGAAAGGACAAGUAAAUGUAGCCAAUGUGAUAAAGACAUAUGAUAUAUAAUUAUUAUUUGGAAAUUUGGGUUUUUAAAUUAGAGACAGAUGGAGCUUGGCUUCAGCUCUGUUUUAUUUUAGAGGUCAGAAAGUCAUUUGGAAUAGUGAUCAAACAAAUCUUUUCCAAAAAACUAUUCAAUUAAGUGCCUAGUGAGAUAUCUGUGAUAUUAAUUGAUUAAAAGUUUAAACUGCUGAGUUUAUGAAAAACAGACCAGAUCAGUUUAGUUUGACUUCUGCUAGCAGAAGAACCUAGAUCAGUUCAGGAUAACAGUCAUGUUCAUGGAAUGGUUUUAGUUUGUAAGGUCUCCAAGCUGUGAAAGUUUGUACAGAGGUUUUCAAAUUGUCCGACUGAAAAGAGGUUUAGGCCAUCAGAACCGAAAGAACAUUUAGGCCAGUAGAACUAGCAAGAAAUCAUAAAACUGUCUCAGCAGUCCAGGAAAGAGUCAGUUCAGGAUGAAAGCAAAGAAUCAUCGUAGGAAUUAUAAUUCUCGGGGAUUUGAGUACUUGUAAAGGUAUGCUGAAAAACAGGUUGAACAGUGUAUGUUUUAAGAUCUUUCUGAAUUGUCUUUUUUCUUUACUUUUGUGUAAUAGUAUCAUGUUCUUUUGUUAACUGACAUUGGCAGCAAUAUGUGACCAUGUUGUGUCAAAACACCAUUGUAACCAACUGGAAAAAAUAAACUUAUGAUCAAUUAAA
This is a messenger RNA of Rhincodon typus (whale shark), 5818 nucleotides long. It is a transcript of the gene chd1l, whose product is annotated as chromodomain helicase DNA binding protein 1-like. The transcript has 25 exons. The coding region runs from base 139 to 3168 and encodes 1009 amino acids. The record is from RefSeq and is a predicted model, not a curated record. Gene Ontology annotation, cellular component: nucleus. Gene Ontology annotation, molecular function: ATP binding; DNA helicase activity; ATP-dependent chromatin remodeler activity. Lineage: Eukaryota; Metazoa; Chordata; Chondrichthyes; Orectolobiformes; Rhincodontidae. Gene Ontology annotation, biological process: chromatin remodeling; DNA repair.